CCUACGCCCCCCCUCUCUCUAUGGAAGAACGUAGAAAGCAACUCUCUCGCAACACAUUCAAGUGGGGAGAUGCCCCCGGAUCCCUCAACACCCCCGCCAUUCUCGCCGCUUCCCGAAAUAACAGCGUCGGCCCGGUCCGGCGGCCGGAGACUCACUCCGCAGCACGUGCACCACCGCCCCUGAUUCCCCCCGACGCAGACUUCGUUCUCUGCCAAUGCAACCGCGUUGAAGGAUCAGAGCGCUGGGACCGAGCCAUCAUGAAUCCGCCCACUGCGCGCAAGAGGGAGCGCACAACACCGCGAACAUUCUCUUGCGAUGGCUGGACACUCGAUAACCUCAUCGCAGACCACCGGAAUUUCAGGCAUAUCCCCCGCAUCCAAGCUACGGCGAGCGCGUCCAAGUCCAUCUAUCAACAGAUUCAGGAUGAGAAACUCGAGACCGACGGCAAACCGUUCGUAGUUGAGGGGUUGCAUCGAUUGCCUGGUUGGUCGCAGGACUUCACACCUGAAUGGUUGAUGGUCGAACGCGGAGAAGAGAACAUCAGCGUUCGGAACGUGCAUAGUCGGAUUGACAGCAACAUGAGGAUGGACGAGUUUGUGCGAGGCGCGCGACGUGCCCCGUGCUUCGCGACAGAGGGAGAGGCAGAGCGUCUCUACGGCAAAGAUGUCAGGUGUCCUGCAGAGUGGGAAACGUUCCUGCUCCAGGGCGGAGUCGUGCCCGCCGAGAUGACUCCUGGCGCGUCAUCCAACCUGUUGAAUAACCUGCCUGAAGACGACCAACCGGAAACGCUCAUGUGUUAUCUUGGGAUCGGAGACACAUUCACUCCAUGCCACAAAGACCUCUGUGCUUCGUCCGGUCAAAACCUCAUGUGCUACACGGAAAACGACGGGUCGUCGUUCUGGUUCAUGACGGACACAUCGGACGCCCUCGCAGUUGCCGAAUACUUCAAGGACAAGCUGCUGCAAGAUCUGGACCACGAAUCACAUGUAACCUCCCUCAAAGAGCUCAGCAAAGCGCCGUUCCCGAUCUACGUGACACAGCAGAAACUGGGUGAUCUCGUGUUCGUGCCACCCCGAUCGGCGCACCAAGUCGUCAACUCCGGCGGCCUCACGAUUAAGACCUCAUGGUCGAGGAUGACCCUUCGCGGACUGACACUCGGGCUGCGUUUUGAGCUUCCCUUGUAUCGACGAGUCUGUCGUUACGAGGUUUACCGGGUCAAGUCGACAAUCUAUCACACACUCAAGAGAAGCAUCUCGGAGACGAGGACAGGGACGACCGCGGCGCUGCUUCCACUGCUGGACUCUAUCAUUGUCGAAGAAUACUCGCCUCGACAUGCUGAAAUGCCCCUGCAUCAGGGAUCUCUUUCCUGUGAUUUCUGCGGACUGGACAUUUUCCAGAGCUUCUUCGAGUGUGGCGAAGCCUGCAAUGUCGUCAUCUGCCCGGGUUGUUAUCUGGAGGGCCGUAUAUGCAAGUGCGGAGAUGCGAUGAUAGCCAAGCAGAUCCGACCGUUCGAUGAGCUGAUGCGAGUGAGGCAGCAGGCCGCAGAUUCUUUGCUCGACUCCGAUUUGGAAUUUGAUUGCGAGGCGGGACUGUUGUCCCAGGAGGAGAACGCCCUCUUCCGCGGCGCUCUUUUGUUGCAGCAACGGCGGCUUGCAGUUAAUGACGAGGAACGAAGUUGCCGGCCCUCAGCAGAUCGGAGUCGAACCCACAAGGUGCCCCGGAUCGAAAACUUGGCCUGCGUCAAAUGUCACGCGGGGACAUGUUUCGCCCAUCUGCUGUGGGAUUUAAACCUCCACUCCGGCGAGGCGCUCCAGGAGUUUGGGAAAGACUUGACCCGCACACAUUACCAUAAUGUCCACAAGGCCAGCAAGCAGAGGAAAAAAGAUGGCGUCGAGCUGAAGAAAGUAAGAAAAGAAGAUCCUGCUUGUCCGCCGAGGCCGUGGGAGCAACUGGUCUAUCUGGCGACAAAGUAUCCAGAUCCACGGCCUGUGAAUCCAAAAGGAACGAAGAUCGGGUUUUAUGAUCUGGGGUAUUGGGAUAUCUCCGAGGUCGGUCGGUCCCUGGCACAUUCCGUGGGAGGAUUGCGGUUAACCUAUGAAUCUCAGACACCGGACGAGGAGGUCUCUGACAUCCAUCCUCUCAUUAAAUCUAUGAACUCUCCUGUCACGCUGCCCCUGGCUGCCCCAGUCGAGAACCCUUCGCCGGUCGAGACGUCCUCGCCAAUCAAAGCCUUGUCGCCGGUCGAUAGUUCUGUGUCAGUGAAGGCAUUUUUGCUGGACAAGACCUCGCCGCCUAUCGGCCGCUGGAUCAUGGACUACGUGCUGAUUCCUCCAGUGCCGCCAGCACCGAAAAAGACCUCAUCGUGGAGGGUCUCCUUGAAAGAGAGGGAUCAGGUGCUCCUCAAGGAUCGGCUGCCGCCUAGAGAAGAACGGUCUCGGGAGCGAUUCGAGCCUGCCGCAGACAUUUCAGUUGACCGAUCAGUCGACAGCAAGGCUGGGCAUGGGCUGGCGCCCGCAGCCCCGGUUAUUCGGAAAAAAGUCAAUACCAAUCUGCAUUUCCAGAGGCAUGAUAGAUCUCUAGUCGAUGCGUGCAACGAGGCAUCUCUCCAAAACAACGCGUACAAUGGACGAGCCACGCCGAACCGUUACGACACUCCAGAUAGAUACAACAUGCCGAACCGGCAAGAUGCGCCGGACCAGUCCGUGGAGAACCGCCAAGACACGCCAGAAAGAUACGACAAGUCGUAUCGUAAGCGAAAAGCCGCCACAACACAUGGCACUUCCAGCAAACGGCUCCAAGUCGAACCGGCGCAGGCAUCGUCCAGUUCCGUGACCGGGUGGAGCGAACCGACUGGCAAAGGGGACGAUCUUGCAGCCUUGAAAAAUGCAUACGAGGAGCUCUACGACGAGCACCAACGAGCACUCGAGGAGCUGAAGGAGUUGCGCAACUUACCCAAUCUGGCAUACAGCAUCACCGCUGGUGUUUCGUCUGCCCUUCAGCAUGGACCGCCACGACGGCCGAGACCCGGUUACCCUCCCAUGAUGGAUGUCUCGUCACCACCAUCGAGGGCCAGUCGUGGCCGUGGUUAUACGCGCGGGAGAGUGUACCAACCCGGACACCAUCGGCAGCAUCGACAUUUCGAGCAUGGGUCCCAGGGUCAGCACGUGACCCCACAAAGACUGGAACGGGCGUCCUGGCCUCAGACAGAGCCUGUCCACUCACCGAGUCUCCGAAGCAGAACGAGCUAUCAGCCUGAAAGCUCGCCCGCCGACGGAUAUGAGGAGCGCGGGGACUGGGACUGA
This is a messenger RNA of Mycena citricolor, 3302 nucleotides long. Lineage: Eukaryota; Fungi; Basidiomycota; Agaricomycetes; Agaricales; Mycenaceae. The record is from the annotation of a GenBank genome assembly.